This is a messenger RNA of Sorex fumeus (smoky shrew), 3003 nucleotides long. It is a transcript of the gene LARS2, whose product is annotated as leucyl-tRNA synthetase 2, mitochondrial. The coding region runs from base 140 to 2851 and encodes 903 amino acids. Lineage: Eukaryota; Metazoa; Chordata; Mammalia; Eulipotyphla; Soricidae. Gene Ontology annotation, biological process: mitochondrial translation; leucyl-tRNA aminoacylation. Gene Ontology annotation, cellular component: mitochondrion. Gene Ontology annotation, molecular function: ATP binding; aminoacyl-tRNA deacylase activity; leucine-tRNA ligase activity. The record is from RefSeq and is a predicted model, not a curated record. The transcript has 21 exons.
CGGCGGCAGCUCUCAAUAAAGUUGUUGUUCAAACAACAUGGCGGCGCCCAUGGUGCCUGACCGUGCCGCGUUCACUUAAGGUGGGAGCCGAGGCAUCAGAGGCUAGAGAGCCUGUGUGCAGGCUCCCCACUUUCCAAGGAUGGCUCCUGCUUGGCAGAGACUGGGGCUUGGGGCCUCUCUCCUGAAAGGACAGCAGAGAAGCUGGUCAGAGGUCAUCCACUGGGGAAAGCGAGGGAUUCCGAGCUGUAGCAGAGGUAUUUACAGUGCCACUGGAAAGUGGACGAAUGAGUAUACGCUGCAGACAAGAAAGGAUGUGGAGAAAUGGUGGCACCAACAAAUCAAGGACCAAGCCUCCAGGAUAUCAGAGGUUGAUAGAUCAAAACCCAAGUUUUACGUGCUUUCCAUGUUCCCCUACCCAUCUGGUAAGCUGCACAUGGGCCACGUGCGGGUGUAUACCAUCAGCGACACCAUCGCCCGCUUCCAGAAGAUGCGAGGCAUGCAGGUUAUCAACCCCAUGGGAUGGGAUGCAUUUGGGCUGCCCGCUGAAAACGCCGCCAUUGAGAGGGACCUCCAUCCAGAAAGUUGGACACAAAGCAAUAUUGAACACAUGAGGAAGCAGCUGGAUCGGCUUGGCCUGUGCUUCAGCUGGGACCGGGAAAUAACUACAUGUUUACCAGAUUACUACAAAUGGACUCAAUAUCUCUUUAUUAAGCUCUAUGAGGCUGGACUGGCUUAUCAAAAGGAGGCCUUAGUGAACUGGGACCCAGUGGAUCAAACCGUCCUUGCCAAUGAGCAGGUGGAUGAGCAGGGCCGUUCAUGGCGCUCGGGCUCGAAGGUGGAGCAGAAGUACCUCAGACAGUGGUUCCUUAAGACGACUGCGUACGCCAAGGCCCUGCGGGAUGCGCUGACAGACCUUCCGGAGUGGUAUGGAAUCAAAGGCAUGCAGGCCCACUGGAUCGGGGACUGUGCGGGCUGCCAUCUGGAUUUCAUGCUAAAGGUGAAUGGGCAAGUCACAGGAGAAAAGUUGAGUGCCUACACAGCCACUCCCGAGGCCAUCUACGGCGCUUCCCACGUGGCCAUCUCCCCAGACCACAGGCUCCUGCACGGCCACAGCCCACUGAAGGCGGCUUUGCAGAAGGCGCUGGUCCCCGGCAGAGAUUGCCUCACGCCCGUGAUAGCUGUGAACAUGCUCACCCAGCAGGAAGUUCCUGUCGUUGUCUUGGCCAAAGCUGACUUUGCGGGCUCUCUGGAUUCAAAAAUAGGAAUCCCCAGUACCAGCGCAGAAGACACCGCCUUAGCCCAAACCCUGGGCCUAUCCUACUCAGAAGUCAUUGAAACAUCACCUGAUGGCACAGAGAGACUGCGUGACUCUGCUGAGUUCACAGGCAUGGAGCGGCCCGAUGCCUUUCUGGCCCUGACUCAGUUGGCCCGCCAGAAGAGAGUGGGUGGAGAGUUGACGAGCGACAAGCUGAAGGAUUGGCUGAUCUCACGCCAGCGCUACUGGGGCACGCCCAUCCCCAUGGUGCACUGCCCAGCCUGCGGCCCCCUGCCAGUGCCCAUCGAAGACUUGCCCGUGACCCUGCCCCGCAUCUCUUCUUUCACCGGCAAGGGAGGCUCACCGCUGGCCGCAGCUUCCGAGUGGGUGCACUGCGCCUGCCCCCGGUGCAGAGGAGCAGCCAAGAGAGAGACAGACACCAUGGAUACCUUUGUUGACUCAGCAUGGUACUACUUCAGAUACAGCGACCCUCAGAAUACUCAGAGCCCUUUUAGCACAGCUCUGGCAGAUUACUGGAUGCCUGUGGAUUUGUACAUCGGAGGCAAAGAACAUGCUGUUAUGCACUUGUUCUAUGCAAGAUUCUUUAGUCAUUUUUGCCACGAGCAAAAGAUGGUCAAGCACAGAGAACCUUUCCAUAAGCUGCUGGCGCAAGGCCUCAUCAAGGGGCAGACGUUCCGCCUCCCGUCUGGACAGUAUCUUCGGAGAGAGGAAGUUGAUGUCACAGGUCCCGUGCCCGUUCACGCACGAACGAGGGAGCCGCUGGAGGUGACGUGGGAGAAGAUGAGCAAGUCCAAGCACAACGGGGUGGACCCCGAGGAGGUGGUGGAGCAGUACGGCGUCGACACCAUCCGGCUCUACCUCCUCUUCGCCGCCCCCCCGGAGAAGGACAUCCUGUGGGACGUGAAGACCGAUGCGCUCCCCGGGGUGCUGCGGUGGCAGCAGCGUCUGUGGUCCUUGGUGACCCGGUUCAUCGAGGCCCGAACUUCCGGGGAGGUGCCCCAGCCGCCACUGCUGACUAGCCAGGAGAAAGCCAAGGCCAAGAAGCUCUGGGAGUACAAGAACUCGGUCAUCUCUCAGGUGACCGCCCACUUCACAGAGGACUUUUCCCUCAACUCGGCCAUUUCUCAGCUCAUGGGACUCAGCUCGGCACUGAUGCAAGCCUCGCAAAGGCUCGUGCUCCACAGCCCCGAGUUUGAGGAUGCCCUGUGUGCGCUGCUGGUGAUGGCCGCUCCCAUGGCCCCCCACGUCACGUCGGAACUCUGGGCAGGCCUGGCGCUGGUACAGAAGAAGCUGUGCUCACACUACACCUGGGACGCGGGCGUGCUGGCUCAGGCGUGGCCCUCCGUGGACACGCAGUUCCUGCAGCAGCCGGACGUGGUACAGAUGGCCGUGCUGAUCAACAACAAAGCAUGUGGCAAAAUCCCUGUGCCGCAUCAGGUCGCCCGGGACCAGGACAAAGUCCGUGAACUUGUUCUGCAAAGCGAGCUGGGCAUGAGGCUCCUGCAAGGGCGAAGCAUCGAGAAGGCUUUCCUCUCUCCCAGAACCGCGCUCAUCAACUUCCUGGUGCAGGAGUGACUGUGUGUGGGCCGGCGGUGACAUUGGGGCUUCGGUCAGCCUCCUCCCACCGCAGUGCAGGAGACAGAGACCGGUAUUGUGACAGGCCGGCGUCCAGGAUGCUCCUCUGGCAUCCACCGUGCACCCAGGGAGAGGGGGGCCGGCCGGAGGAG